GCGGCGGCGGCGGCUUCAGCCAUGUCAGCGGGCGGCUCGGGGCAGCGGGAGCCGGGGGCCUCGGGCGGGCGUCGGAGCAAAUGGGACCAGCCGGGGCCUUCGCCAGCUCUCUUCCUCCUUCCUGCUACCACCCCUGUGGCCGGCCGCCCCAUGCAGGGCAGCGGAGACGGGAUGUCGGGGUCCGAAGGCUCAGCGGCUCCUUUGGGUGCCUUGGAUGCCGCCGCGGCGGUGGCCGCGAAAAUCAACGCCAUGUUGAUGGCAAAAGGGAAGCUGAAGCCCUCGGCCAACUCCGCAGACAAGCUCCAGGCUCCAGGGAAAGGUCUCUCGGCGAACAAAAGCAAAGAUGAUCUCGUGGUGGCGGAAGUGGAAAUCAACGACGUGCCACUCACAUGCCGAAAUCUCCUAACAAGAGGACAGACGCAGGAUGAGAUAAGCAAGCUCAGUGGGGCAGCAGUCUCCACUCGGGGGCGCUACAUGACUGCGGAAGAAAAAAUCAAAGUUGGCCCUGGUGAUCGUCCUCUGUAUUUGCAUGUCCAAGGGCAGACGAGAGAAUUGGUGGACCGAGCUGUCAACCGGAUCAAAGAAAUCAUCACCAACGGCGUCGUCAAAGCCGCCACCGGGUCCAGCCCCACCUUCAACGGGGCCACGGUGACCGUCUACCACCAGCCUGCCCCCAUUACUCCCUUGCCCCCAGCCGUGGGGCAAAAGACGCCCUUCCAGUCUGGCGGAAUGCACUAUGUCCAGGAUAAGCUGUUUGUGGGCUUGGAACACGCCGUGCCCACCUUCAGCAUCAAGGACAAGGUGGAAGGGCCGGGCUGCUCGUACCUGCAGCACAUCCAGAUAGAAACGGGGGCGAAGGUGUUCCUUCGGGGGAAGGGCUCUGGCUGCAUCGAACCCGCGUCUGGCCGCGAAGCCUUUGAACCCAUGUACAUAUACAUCAGCCACCCCAAGCCAGAAGGCCUGGCAGCAGCCAAAAAGCUUUGUGAAAACUUACUACAGACCGUCCACGCCGAAUACUCGCGGUUUGUGAACCAGAUCACCACUUCGAUGCCCUUAACAGGUACGUCUCAACCAUGCAGCUCAACGACAGCUAGUCCUCGACUUACAACAGUUCAUUCACCGACCAUUCCAAGUUGCAACGGGCCUGAAAAAAAGGGACUCAGGACCGUUUUUCACAGUUUAUGGCAGCUGAUGCCACCGCCGGCGUUACCAGUGACCGGGAUGAAGCCGGAGCCUGACGACCGAAACGGGUCCUUGGGGGUCGGCAACGAUCAUCCAGCCAAGAAGAUGAAAAGCACCGAAAAGGAACUCGGUCUGGUGGCCUACACCGGCGACUCGUCGGACGAAGAGGAAGACCAUGGGGGUCUUAAAAAUGCAAGUAGCUACUCCCAAACCUGGAGGUUAGGGUACCAGUACCCGUCGUCGCAGCAACGGGCGAAGCAACAGAUGCCCUUCUGGAUGGCCCCUUAGGGUCCCCUCCCCUCCGCCCCACUCUUCGCCCUCCGUCUCGAGCAAUAAAACCGCAUGUAUUUCCGAUCAAAAGACAAUGCCCGUGCAAACCCGGAAGCUCGUCUGCCACUCCCUGCUCUCUGCACAUGCUUUUGAGAUGCAGUUACGCCUCUUUUUUUUUUCUUCUUCUUUUUUCUUCUUCUUUUUUUUUUCCCGUGUGGCUGGGCUGUUUUCCCCGGCAUCCCUCCCCGAACGUCCGCCGUUUGGAGCGAUUCGUGGGGGGAAAAAAAAGAGGGGGGGCGGCAGGAAAGAAAAACCGCCGGCUACUUUUUGGGCGACACGACGGCCGUCGGUUUGGUGCGACGACUCGCAAAAGCAGCAUCCUCGCCUCGGCCCCCGGGCUCUGGAAUCUUCUCUGCAGCAUCUUUUCGGGGAAGGAAAGGCCUUUGGAAGAGGCGCCAGCCAGCCAGCUUGAAAACCCCCCCCCCCAACGCCACUCCGGCUGCCGUUCCGUGUUUGUUUCCUCGCCCACCUUCUGGAAUGGAGAACGGAGGAAAAAAACAAACCUUGUUUGACUGGAUCAUUUUUUUUUUGACUCUUCGAAUCUUUUCCCAAGAAGGGAUUUCUGUUCCUUUUUUCCCCAGCGUUUUUUUUUGGUACUUUUAUUAUUUCUUUUAUUUGAGCGUUAGAAAAAAAAUGCAGCUUUGGUAGCAGUGCAGGCAACCGUUUUUUGCAUCCUGCUGGAGUUCUUUCGCCUGGCUGAUUAAAAACACAAAAAAAAGGGCAAAGGAACGGCACACAACGGGGAGGGUGGGGGGGGAAUUCAGACAAUUCAGCUCAAGAAUUCAGCCCUGUGGCAUUUUUUUUGUGUCUUUUUUUUUUUUAAAAAAAUCCCAGCUUCCUCCAACCGGCAUCGAGUUCAUUUUGGCAUGGUUAACACCCUCCAAAUUGCAAGCGGCGACCACGUUUCGUUUUUGUGGUUGUUUUUCCCUUUUCUUUUUUUUUAAAUACUUCUCCUGGAAUUGAUAGAAGGCAGUCUUGGCCUUUGGUUUCUAUCGUGGUUCGGAACUAACCAGGACUGUUACCUGGUAAAAACAGGGGGGGUGUUAAUUUUUGUAUUAUUGCACGAUGAAAUGCGCAGCCUUGGAAAUGGAGAACCGCAGACUCUCGGCUUUCCUCUCUCUCUGUGUGUGUUCAGACUGCAAAAGAAUAUUUAAAAUAAUUGGAACAAGCGUCGGAUUAUCUCUUUUUCUGGCUGCUUCGCCCCAAAGCAACCCAACCCACCGACCCCUACCCCAAACCUCACUCUGUUCUCUGAUUUUUUUUUUCUACAUGUUGUAAAUAAAUUGAACCAUAAUUUCACGAUAAAUGUACAAAUGUACU
Messenger RNA from Notechis scutatus (mainland tiger snake), 2832 nucleotides. Lineage: Eukaryota; Metazoa; Chordata; Lepidosauria; Squamata; Elapidae. The record is from RefSeq and is a predicted model, not a curated record.